Molecule: messenger RNA, 949 nt
Organism: Dacryopinax primogenitus
Lineage: Eukaryota; Fungi; Basidiomycota; Dacrymycetes; Dacrymycetales; Dacrymycetaceae
Exons: 2
Coding region: 164-949 (261 amino acids)
Source: RefSeq, a predicted model, not a curated record
CACUGCACACCUGUCUCUACACCGUCCAUGUCCAAAGGCCAUAAGAACACUGACCACUCAUGUGGCCGCCUUAAGUGUGGUACCAGUGGCACAUCUGCCCUUCUCUUUGUGGCCGACACAUCUCUUCUGCUCCGCAUCUUUAACCCACCCCAGAAGGACUCUCAUGCCUGGCGCACUGACACUCCUCCAUAACCCAUCGGAUCGGGACAGCCCUGAUUGUUUGAAUGGGGCUCCCCGCGACGUCUGGCACCACCUGUUCACUCUGUGCUUCGAUCAAGACCAGGAAGACGGCGUUCUCAAUUUGAUGUUCACGUGUCGGUACCUGCAUGAAAUCGGCGUCAAGUUUCUGUAUUCUCAAGUGAACAUGUUCCCCAGCCAGCAUGGGACAUUGCUUCAAUACAACAACAGCAAAUCCCUCAAUGUGUCCGACUAUUUGCUCAAGCACCGCGAUGUGAUGAGAGAUGUCAAACUCCUCUGCGCCUUGGAGCCGUUUCUUCCUCGAUUCAGUUUUGUGUCAACUCUUCCAUUCCUGCGCAGUUUGACCCUUGUUCGCCUCAAGAUCACCGAAGAUGUUCACAGCUUGCUCCUCGACAUUCCCAUUUUUUCAUCUAUCUGUUUCCGCCGUUGCUCGAUUGGACCUGGUAGCAAGCUAUCCGAAAUGCCUGUCCGAACCCAUGCGGGCCUCCAAUGCCUAGAAAUCUACAGGAUGAUUGUCCGGACCCAAAUCCCUUUCGCAACCGGUGCCAGGGACAUCGCACUCCAAGAGUAUCUGCCAUUUUGGUCCGCAUGGCUUGGUCCUUCUCUUCAAGCCAUCGAUUUUGAAGAACCUAUCAUUUUUGGAUAUGGCCGUAAGCGCAAUGCUCAGUUCGGAUAUCUGGAUUCUUUGGAGCCCUUGUUUGCAGUAAUGCCAACCACGAUCAUGCAUAUGCGGUUUACAAAAGCGAUCUAG